AAAGUGUGUUGUUAAUAUUUUCUGAGAUUCUCCCUAUGCAAACUAAUAGCGGAAGUAGCUCUCUGAAAUCUUGCAGAAACCAUCGAUCGGUGCAGCAAAGAGGCCGUCAGUGUACUGUAUCACAAUGUCUUUCGAUAAAUUCAAACCCAAAUACAAAAUACAUGAAGAGACGGAGAAUUACUUCAAACUGAGGGCGGAGGCAGGGGCUAAACCAUAUGAUCAGCUAACGGUUGAAGAGGCAAGGGAAGGAAACGUUGCAAACGCCAAACGCUUUGCAGGCACCACGGAAUUCGAAGGCACCGUGAAAGAGUUCACAGUUCCAACCAAACACUGCAGCGAUGGAAUCCCCAUCACUGUGUACCGGUCCAAGCACUGUGAUCUGUGUGUGGCCCCCUCAGUGUUCGUCUACUUUCAUGGCGGGGGGAAUGUAGUUGGGUGUCGCCAAACGGUGGACACGAUCUGUCGAAUCUUCUCCAGAGACGCCCCCUGUGUGGUGGUAAAUGUUGAAUAUCGCCUUGCCCCAGAACAUAGAUGGCCGGCCAACCAUGAAGACGCCACAUGUGUGGUCCGCUGGGUCAAAAUGAACAAAAGUCUUCUUGGGGCUGUCAACCGCAGCACGGUGGGGGUAGGUGGGGACGGAGAGGGUAGCCGCAUGGCAGCUCUCGUUUGUCACGAGGUCCCUGAUUUAGGGUAUCAGGUGCUAGUGUACCCUAGUGUUGACUUGAGGAGGAACUACAAGUCUGCAGAGGAAUUCGCAGAAAUGCCUGGACUCACAAAAAAGAUGGUGGAUUGGUUCAUGGACCACUACAUAGAUCGCUCUGACCUUGACAAUGCUAGAGCUUCUCCUUUGCUUCACACUAACUUUAACACACUUCCGCCGGCAUUGAUUAUAAUCGCUGAACUUGAUGCACUGAGGGAUGAGGGUAUUGCGUACCAUGAGAAACUAAAGGAGGCAGGCGUGAAGUCACAGAUCUUCACAGUAAAAGGUGUGACUCACGGAUUCUUCCAUCUUCCAGGACAUUUUAAAGAGUGUUGCCUUAGAGCCCACGAGAAAGUAUCCAAGUUUAUCAAAACACACUCCUGAACCUCAAAAUCACUGCUUCCUUCUCAACAGCAGCAGCAGCCCAACACUCAAUUGUAAAACCCAAUUUGAUUGGUCAAUGUUGAAUGCUGUCAUAUCACAUCUACUCAGAAUAAGGAUUAUUGUAAUUUACAUUGUAGCCAAGAUAAUAUCUCUUAGACAGUUAAGUGUAUCUAGAACUAUUUUAAGGGAAGAAAAAAUAGACACUGUAUGAAGUUAGUAUCGUAGCCUUGAUAAAAAAUCUACUAGGUAUAGUGUAGUGUACAUGUAUUUAAACUAUUUUGAUAAAUGAUGAUGUAUAUAUGUGCAAUCUGAUUGAUUAGCUUUGAUAAAAGUUUUACUAACCAGUGAUAUAGCCAUGAUAUUGUCUUUUACAUUAACCAUUUAUGUAGUUUCUAUAUGUAAUUGAUAACAUAUAUUUAGGAUGUAUGUUCUAUAAUAAUGAGGAUAAGAUUUUGAACAAGUGAAAUAAUUUUCUUAAUUCUGUCUCAUUUUUUGUUUCCAUAUAAGAAAGAUUUAUUUUUUUUGUGGAAAUCAGAAGAACCAGUUUAUUGUAUUUUCAAUGUUAUAAACUGUCUGUUUUAAGUUUAAUUUUGCUAUGGUUAGUACUCUGCAAUUAGUAGAAGUACUUGUUUAUGCUAUGUAGUACAAUUUAUAUAUUUUUUCAUCUUGUUACUUUAACAAAACCUCUUAUAAAUAUGCUUUUAAUAAUAUCUUACUCGUGAUGCUAUUGCUAUGUUGUAUGUAUGCUAAAAAAUGUAUAGAAGAUCUAUUGAUCGAAGCUCAAGUUUCAACAAGUAUGGUGUAAAUUAAGGUGGACAACUAUUUUUCAUUUUCUUUAUCUGCAUUUUAUUGUUCUUGGUUUUUAAAAAUAGUAUUUUUGCUUGGACCAAAGACUCAAUUAAACAGUUUCAGUCAUAUCUUUUUUUUAUUGGUUUGAAGUUGUUUAAAAGUCUGCAUUUUUUAAAGGCUGACUUUGUCUCUACCUAGUUUGUAAAUACCUGCAGAUAUAUACAUAUAUAUAUAUAUACGUGUACAUCUAAGUUUGGGACAUGUCCUUUGUAAGUCAUAAAGCUGAAAUGGGGAAGUGGUUUUGGUGGUCUUACAGAUUUUCUAAUAAUUAGGGCUUGAGAACUAGAUUAUCAGUGGCUUAACAUAAGGUUUUUCUCAUCUGUCCUAGUACCGGUAUAACAUCACACAGAUAUCUGCAGUCAAGCUUGUUGGUGCAAAAUUUACAUUUACAUGCACAAUUAUGACCAGAAGCAAUUAGUACAAUUAGAUACAUUUUAAGAUGCAGUUACACAAUGAAAUUUUUCAUCCAAUUUUAAAUUGAGUUGCUCAAGUAAGUCAAAAUAAUUCAAAUCUUGAGGUGGUCAAACGAUUUAAUUUUGCAAUUGAUUUUCAAUUAUUAAAACUUAUUCAAUUUUAUAAUUGUCAGGAAAAAGUUAAUUCUCACCAGGGAGUCGAUCAAAAAUCGGACGCACUUCAGAUUUUUUAAUCGACUUUCAGACUUUAUUUUCGACUAGGUGGUCACACGGUACGAUUUUAGUUGAAAGUCGAAUCGAAUUAUAAAAUCAGAUGGAAAAUUAAGUGCAAGAUUGCAUCAUGUAACCGCACUUUUAUAUUUGAAAAUUAGUCAAUUCUUCUUGACUUACCAUAAAUAAAAAAGCAAAUAACUAUGAUCUAAUAUGUAGAGCUGAUUUUCAGUGGGAAGUGUUCAGAACUCUGUAAUUUAUCUCAAGGAAGUUUCCCAAUUUUCGUUGUAGGUCUUCCAUCUCAAAUUUGGUUGUUCUUUUUGUGCUAGUCAUUGUAAUUUUUUAUAGCUGAAGUACAGUAUUUUUUUUUUUUAAACUUGUUCAUAAAGUGCCAUUUUUUGUACUGACUGAUUCAAGUUUGAGCAAUGUUUUAUAUAUUUUUUUUUACAGUUCUGUGAAGUUGAUAUAAAACCCCAUAAAUAAACAGUUUUUGCAUAUACAGCCAAUAUGUUGUGACAGUCUUGAUCUUGUCUUGGUACAUGCAUUUUACAAUAAGUUUCAACGAUAUGCAGAAUGUUUCUUGCCAUGCAGUCACAUCUGACAUUUUCAAAAUAAACAUAAAUACUAUAAUAUAAAGAUUAUUAUCAAAUGCAUCUCCCUAUUACAAAGUAUUUCUGUAUUUUAUAUACAAUGUCAUGUAUAUUGAAAGUACCCAAAAUCUACAAAUGAGGCUCCAUGUACUCUGUUGGAUUCUUUUGCUCAUGACUGUCUUGCCUUUUAAGUGGCUGGAAGCUUAAUCCAUGUUUUGUUUAAUAUUGUACAUGUCUACUACAUGAAAAAUCCUGUUGAUUUUGAUAAGCAAUAGUUUUUUAUAACAUUUAUCUGAACUAGAUUUUUUUCAAUACAAGGUGAGAAAGAAACAACGCAGCAAAGCUACAAUUUUUUUUAUUGUUGCUCUGACAACUCACAGACUUGUAUAUGACCAAGACGAUCAAUUUUAUUAACUGCCAUUUUUUUUAACAACUUUAAACAUACAUUUUUCUCAAAACCCUGUUUACAAUGGCAUUACGUCACAUGUUUCAAAAUAAUAUUAUAUUGGUGCUUGUUUCAUUUUGCUGGUUCAAUAUUUUUAACAUGGUUUUAUUUUUUGUUUGUUUGUUUAUUUUGAUACAAUGAAGACACUUGUAGGAAUGUUAAUGAGAAUGAUUGUUUGCUUUGAUGUAACAGCAGUAUAUAUAGUCUCUUCAGACACUUUUGUUAAAUGCAAUAAAUUGACUUAGAAACUCUGAA
Magallana angulata is the source of this 3846-nucleotide messenger RNA. Its product is annotated as carboxylic ester hydrolase LipN-like. The record is from RefSeq and is a predicted model, not a curated record. Bases 125 to 1084 code for a protein of 319 amino acids. Gene Ontology annotation, molecular function: short-chain carboxylesterase activity. Lineage: Eukaryota; Metazoa; Mollusca; Bivalvia; Ostreida; Ostreidae. The transcript has 8 exons.